CUAACUAAACUUAGGGAAUGGGUGGCUAAUAAUGCCGGGAGCUGAUUAGUUCAUUAACAUAUCGGAUUACUUCCUUAACUGCCUGCUCCAUCCACACCUGGCACACGCCUACUCACAAUGUCCUGUAUUUUCCUUCUAACUAUUCUGCAGGUAGACAUUGUCAUCCCCAUUUUCCGAGCUCGUCCUGGAAGAGUUAGGCUUGCUUAAAAGGGCCCUAGGUUUAAUGCCCUUCAUCACAAAAAGCAGAGUGAAGGACAUAAGGAGGGGAGCUGGGAUGCAAGUCACUGUUUCCAAGCCCACAGUCUUUGACCUUUCCAACAUUUGGACUAUAAUGUUGACCCCUCAAGAAGGCACAACCAAUAUCUCCACUGAAUGGACAAAAAAGGGAUAAGAAGAAAGCAUGUAACCCCCACUUGUAAGCAAGUAGCAAAACAAGCUCAGAUUAGGCGCAUCUGUCCCAGAGCAAUAAGCCCAGCUGUUGCCACCUUGACUGUAUGUGACAGUUGCUACAUGUGGGUAGAGAAGUUUUCUACUUCUUCCAGGUUGCAAGAUGCUGGCAGUCAUCUUGGACAGAGAGAAGAAAGAUAUUUUCAGUUUUUGCCUUACUCUUUAGAGAUGUCACCAGAAACCAUCACCCUAACUGGGCUUCCUGUUUAUUUGCUGGGCACCUAGCAAAGGCAACUAUAAUCCUGAAAAAUCAAAGUCAACGUUUUUUUUGUGAACAUGUUGGGGUGAGGUUGCUAGCAACUGCUACUUAAAUUCAACAGAAUGAACAGGUCUUAGCUGGGCAGGGUCCAGUGAGGUCUAAAUGGACUGGGGUGGUGUGCUGGUUCAUUCUUUUCAACUCAACACAAACUGGCUGAAUCAGAUUGGCCUGUGGGCACGUCUGUGGAGAAUCUUCUUGUUGCUACUCGAUGAAGGAAGGACUACCCACUGUGGGCAGUGCUGUCCCUGUGCAGGUGAGCCUGAGGUGUUUAUGAAAGAGCAAGCCAGAGAAAGGAAGCCAGAAAACACCUUUAGUUCCUCCAUGGUCUCUGCUUCGGUUUCUGCCUCCAGAUUCAGCCUUGAAUUCCUGCUUUGUCUUCCCUUGGCUGUAGCCUGUAAGCCAAAUAACCCUCUCUUUCCCCAAGUUGCUUUUGGUCAGUAUUUGAUUUAUCACAGCAACAGAGAUACAAACUAGGACAGGCGAUGACCUAGUUAUACAAGACAAAUCACAUAAAGAAGUGACACAUACUCCCUGUAUCUAAAAAGAAAUGGUCCAAGAUGGUGUAGUCCUGGCUACACUGGAGCAUUUUAUAAACGGAAGGCUGUUCUAGCUGCCCACAGCUAACAGUGGAAGGCAAAAGUGCCCUAGAGAUAGACGGCACAUCCUGAGAGCAAGGCCAGGCUAGGAGGACCAGGCCAUAAGUUCAGGUUACAUAGUCUACAGCUACCGAGGAGUACCCUAGACACUGGGGACCCUGCAAGGAGAGAAGCAGACAGAUCCUUGCUUUGUAGAAUUUGUAUUUUUAUUUUAACUGACACAUAAUUGUACAUAUUUACAAGGUAUCAUGUGAUGUUUCGUUAUGUGUGCACAUUGCGUAAUGUUCAUAUCAGGGUAACUCCGUCUCUUCGGAAUAGUUUCUGUGCUGAAAAAAUUCAAAUUCCUUUCUUGUAGCUUUUAAUUUUAAAUAAAGCAAUACAUUCUCGUUACCCACAGUCAAUCAGACUGAAUAACAGAAUACCUGAACUUCUUUCUCCUAAGUCUAACUCAUUACCAGUGAAUCAGCGUUUUCCCGCGGGAUGUGCUUAUAAUGUAGAGGAGCUACCAAAAAAAUGCAGAGGAGUGACUGGCCGCUCUGGACAAGGUGGCCAAGGGAAAUCCUAAGGACAAAGAGGCGGGGCUGCCAUUUGUGGGUCUUCCUCCCCCUACUCCAACAACGCUUCUCUACAGGAAAGCUCCAGGGCAGAGCAGCGGUGGAGCUGGCCCGGGUGAGGAGCGGAACACCUGCCGGGCUCCAGGUCUGCGCUUGAAUUAGUUUAUAGACAAGCGGGCGGAGCCAGAGUGGGCGGCCUGCACUAGUGCGCACGCGCGCCGAGACUUGACGGCCGGAGGUACUGCUGGCCCGGCGGCGGCAGUUAAAGGAUGUGGCGCGAGUCCUGGAGAGAGCAAUUAACUGAGAAGUCUUGAAAAAGGAGAGUGACUGUUGGGUCUGUGGGGGAAAAAAUGGAGUCCGAAGAGCAAAACGUAGAACAGCCCUUCUGCUUGAGCGUGAAAGGCCUUGUGAAGAUGCUGCGGCUGGCAGUAAAUGUGGCAUCUAUGACCUUUUUCAUCAUCGCACAAGCCCCUGAACCAUACAUCGUUAUCACUGGAUUUGAACUCACCAUUAUUUUCUUUUUCAUAACUUUGUAUCUAUGCAGACUUGACAAAGUGAUGAAAUGGUUGUUUUGGCCUUUGCUUGUGUUUGGUCUGCUGACAGCAAUAUGUGCUAUUGCUGACUGUGCCCUGGUAUACCGAAAACUUCUUCUUAAUCCAAGUGGACCUUACCGGAAACGUUCUUCUUCUUACAGCAAAGAUGAAAGUCAAUAAUUUGUAUUCAUUUUUACUAGUUAUUAAACAUAUUUCUUUAUUCUUCCAUA
Peromyscus californicus insignis is the source of this 2619-nucleotide messenger RNA. It is a transcript of the gene Cklf, whose product is annotated as chemokine like factor. Gene Ontology annotation, cellular component: membrane. Lineage: Eukaryota; Metazoa; Chordata; Mammalia; Rodentia; Cricetidae. The record is from RefSeq and is a predicted model, not a curated record. The transcript has 3 exons. Bases 2207 to 2569 code for a protein of 120 amino acids.